Molecule: messenger RNA, 2501 nt
Organism: Saimiri boliviensis boliviensis (Bolivian squirrel monkey)
Lineage: Eukaryota; Metazoa; Chordata; Mammalia; Primates; Cebidae
Gene: B3GNT7
Product: UDP-GlcNAc:betaGal beta-1,3-N-acetylglucosaminyltransferase 7
Biological process (GO): protein O-linked glycosylation; poly-N-acetyllactosamine biosynthetic process
Cellular component (GO): Golgi membrane
Molecular function (GO): UDP-glycosyltransferase activity; hexosyltransferase activity
Source: RefSeq, a predicted model, not a curated record
AAGGCACCUGGGCCGCCGCCCCUGCCAGCCCCUCCUCCCGCGGCCGGGAAAAGGAAAGUCGCGGCGGGGGCGCGGCUCGGCCUCCGUCCCCGCCCGCCCACCCGCCGUCCUGCCGGCCGGAGCCGCGGCGCCCAGAGCUGCGAGCCGCGCGCUCCUCCGCCGCCCCGGCCCGGGCCGCCAUGUCGCUGUGGAAGAAAACCAUCUACCGGAGUCUGUGCCUGGCCCUGGCCCUGCUCGUGGCCGUGACCGUGUUCCAGCGCAGUCUCACCCCCAGUCAGUUUCUGCAGGAGCCUCCGCCGCCCACCCUGGAGCCACAGAGGGCCCAGAAGCCAAACGGACUGCUGGUAAACUCUGACAACUUCUGGAAGAACCCGAAGGAUGUGGCCACGCCCACGACCCUGGCCUCUCAGGGGCCCCAGGCCUGGGACGUGACCACCACUAACUGCUCAGCCAACAUCAACCUGACCCACCAGGCCUGGUUCCAGGGCCUGGAGCCGCAGUUCCGGCAGUUUCUCCUCUACCGCCACUGCCGCUACUUCCCCAUGCUGCUGAACCACCCAGAGAAGUGCGGGGGCAAUGUCUACCUGCUGGUGGUCAUCAAGUCGGUCAUCACGCAGCACGACCGCCGGGAGGCCAUCCGCCAGACCUGGGGCCGCGAACGGGCGUCGGCAGGCGGGGGCCGGGGUGCCGUGCGCACCCUCUUCCUGCUGGGCACGGCCUCCAAGCAGGACGAGCGCAUGCACUACCAGCAGCUGCUGGCCUAUGAGGACCGCCUCUACGGCGACAUCCUGCAGUGGGACUUUCUUGACACCUUCUUCAACCUGACCCUCAAGGAGAUCCACUUCCUCAAGUGGCUGGACAUCUACUGCCCCCACGUCCCCUUCAUCUUCAAAGGCGACGAUGACGUCUUCGUCAACCCCACCAACCUGCUAGAGUUUCUGGCUGACCGGCAGCCACAGGAAAACCUGUUUGUGGGUGACGUCCUGCAGCACGCUCGGCCCAUCCGCAGGAAAGACAACAAAUACUACAUCCCGGGGGCCCUGUACAGCAAGGCCAGCUACCCGCCGUAUGCAGGUGGCGGUGGCUUCCUCAUGGCCGGCAGCCUGGCCCGGCGCCUGCACCAUGCCUGUGACACCCUGGAGCUCUACCCCAUCGACGACGUCUUCCUGGGCAUGUGCCUGGAGGUGCUGGGCGUGCAGCCCACAGCCCACGAGGGCUUCAAGACUUUCGGCAUCUCUCGGAACCGCAACAGCCGCAUGAACAAGGAGCCGUGCUUCUUCCGUGCCAUGCUGGUGGUCCACAAGCUGCUGCCCCCCGAGCUGCUGGCCAUGUGGGGGCUGGUGCACAGCAACCUCACCUGCUCCCGCAAGCUCCAGGUGCUCUGACCCCGGCCGGGCCACCAGGACAGGCCAGGGCACGUGCUCCUGAGCCCCCAUCAUAUCGGGGCUGGAACAGUAGUGCCCGGGCCUAGCCCUUGGUCCCCAAGGGGAGGUGGAGGGUGGAGGCCUACGUGCCACUGGGUGUGCUGGGGUGCAGAUAGCCAGAGAGGGACCUCCCUGUGUGGAUAAUUCCAGCAAACAGGCCCAGGAACGGCUGGAGCUGCCCAGUCUGGGGGCCCUCUCUGAGAAGCGACCUGGUCCGUGGCUGGCCCCUCAAACCUGGUGGGAGGUCCUCGCGAUCUCUGGAGGCACUGUGUGCUCAGGUACCUGGCUAGGCUUGGCCUGAUGAGUCUGUGGCCGCCCCUCAUCUUCACAGGGAAGAGUCUUCUGUGAAAUGCCUCAGUCUCCCCAGGGGCCAGGCGGGCCUGGCAGGAGAAACCUGACCCUGUGCAGGCUCACAGGCGCCCCCCAGUCCCCGCGCUGGUCCCCCAGCAGGCUCUCCGCCACCCCAGGCCUGCCUGCAGCUGGGCCAUCUCCCCUCUGGGGCCUCGGCUCCAGGGCCUUCGCUCCUGGCUGUGUCCUGUAACACCAGAGGGGGCAACCGCUCUGACUACCUCAGCGCCCCUCAGAACCUCCCGCCCCUCCCCGAAACAGGGCAGAAGAGCAGCGCUCCUGGCCCCCUGAAACCCCAGUGCUGCCGACCCCAGCCCGAGGCGCGUCCCUCCCGCAGUCCCCACCCUCCCCAGGCCUGGCUCCCUGGCCGGAAAGCAGCCGCUUUGGCCGUGGAAGUGGACAUUCCUCUAUUACUGUGAAGUCUUAUUUAUGAAGAAUGUGGAGGGAGAAGGCUCCAGGCUUCAGGAGGGGGUGGUGUCCUCCCUGGCCAUCCUCCUUCCCUUCCCUCAUUCCAGCUGCCUGCCCCCAGCACCCCCAGGCCCCUCACAGCCCCCUCCAGAGCCCUGCCCGCCCUGCACCCUGCUUCUGCAGGGCCUAGUGGACCAGCGGCUGCCCUGUGCAGGGUGGCUCAGGCGUGGGGUGGGUGCAGAACGUUGCCACCUCCUACCUCAGCAGGGGUCACCUAGGAAAGAUGGAGGGAUCUGCUAUGUUCUCAAUAAAAUGGGACUU